GCCACCAUCGCCAUGUCUGAUCAGGAGGCAAAACCAUCAACUGAGGACUUGGGGGAUAAGAAGGAAGGCGAAUACAUUAAACUCAAAGUCAUUGGACAGGAUAGCAGUGAGAUUCACUUCAAAGUGAAAAUGACAACACAUCUCAAGAAACUCAAAGAAUCAUACUGUCAAAGACAGGGCGUUCCAAUGAAUUCACUCAGGUUUCUCUUUGAAGGUCAGAGAAUUGCUGAUAAUCAUACUCCAAAAGAAUUGGGAAUGGAGGAAGAAGAUGUGAUUGAAGUUUAUCAGGAACAAACAGGGGGUCAUUCAACGAUUUAGAUAUUCUUUUUAUUCUUUUUCUUUUCCCUCAAUCCUUUUUUAUUUUUAAAAAAUAGUUCUUUUGUAAUGUGGUGUUCAAAAUGGAAAUGAAAACUGGCAUCCCAUCUCUUUAAAACAUCCAGUAAUUUGAAUUCUAGUGCUCAUUAUUCAUUGUUUUCGUCGUGCUGAUUUUUUGGUGAUCAAACCUCAGUUUUCUUCACAUUGUCUUCUGCAUUUUAAAAAUUACAUGUGUGCACAGAAAGGCUGCAGAUUUCAGGACUGUGCAUUUUCAGGCUUGUGAUCAUAAGGUCGACCCGUGCGAUUGUUCCUGGUGGCCCUGAAGUUCGUGGCUUUUCAGGUGGCCCUGAAGUUCAAGCUUGUGAUUGCUUCACUCCUGGACU
Molecule: messenger RNA, 698 nt
Organism: Octodon degus (degu)
Lineage: Eukaryota; Metazoa; Chordata; Mammalia; Rodentia; Octodontidae
Product: small ubiquitin-related modifier 1
Exons: 1
Coding region: 13-318 (101 amino acids)
Biological process (GO): protein sumoylation
Cellular component (GO): nucleus; PML body
Molecular function (GO): protein tag activity; ubiquitin-like protein ligase binding
Source: RefSeq, a predicted model, not a curated record